Molecule: messenger RNA, 1229 nt
Organism: Ogataea polymorpha
Lineage: Eukaryota; Fungi; Ascomycota; Pichiomycetes; Pichiales; Pichiaceae
Exons: 1
Coding region: 1-906 (301 amino acids)
Biological process (GO): sphingolipid biosynthetic process
Cellular component (GO): endoplasmic reticulum membrane
Molecular function (GO): 3-dehydrosphinganine reductase activity
Source: RefSeq, a predicted model, not a curated record
AUGUUUUCCAAUAAAUAUAACGUUGAUGGUAGAUUGGUUGUGAUAACUGGGGGGUCACAAGGUUUAGGCUUUGCUCUGGCAAAGAAUUUGUACUUGAAGGGCGCCAAUGUCAUCAUAAUCUCGCGCACCAAAACGAAAUUACUCAACUGCGUGGAAGAGAUCAAGAAACUCAGCCAAAAAGAGGGCCAAUUUGUUGACUACGUGGCAGCGGACCUUUCUAAAUACGAAGAAUGUGAGAGAGUGUAUGAAUACUUAGUUUCAAAGAAAUUACUUCCCGAUGAUCUCAUCUGCUGUGCGGGUAUCGCCUAUCCACAAAAGUUUGCCAAAAUCCCAAUUUCCAAAAUUGAUGAAGGAAUAGAUAUUAACUAUAAGACUGUCGUCUACUUCGUACAUGCUAUGCUCCCUUUAAUCACCGAAAGAGUACGGGAACAACAUCUUGUGCUAUGUUCUUCUGUGAUUGCUUCUUAUGCUUUUUACGGCUACUCACAAUAUGCCCCGAUGAAAGCUGCUGUGAAGGCUUUUGGAGAUUGCAUGCGACAUGAGCUUCUACCGUACGGGGUAAAUGUCCACACUGUAUUCCCCGGAAAUUUUGAAUCAGAAGGCUACGCUCAAGAGAACUUGACAAAGCCCGCUUUAACUAAAGAGAUAGAAGGUGCUUCCCCCGCCAUCUCUGCGGAAAAAUGUGCGGAAAUCGUGGUGAAUUCUCUGCAAAAUGGCAGUCUUUACAUCUAUACCGAUUUUAUCGGCUGGGUCCUGGGAUCUUUUAGCUUAGGACUUAAUCCAAGAGAAUGGUGGUUUGCACAAAUUUUUUUGAGUUUCAUUGGAUCAUUGGUGGGCCGGCUUGUUGAUCUAUAUCAUGAGCAUUUGAUCAGAAGGCAAUCUCGAGAAGAAGCUAAACAAAAAUAAUAAAACGUGUUCAAUUUUUGUUAUUUAUAAAUCUGUCAAUACUCUUAGUGAUGGAGUCCCCCACACCGGAGUAAUCGAGCGAAUAAAUGUAAUUGACACCUUUAAUGACUUCGUGGUUCCAGAUGUCUUUAAUGCUUUCAGUAAGGGUUUUUUCUUUAGAUUCAAGAAUAUUGGACUGAUGAGGAACUGGAAGAUCCCUUUCCUCAAUAAUGCGCGAUGACUCUCUCAAAGAUUGCGAAAUGACUGCUUGAUUCAGACGAAAUUCACGAGCUGUGAGGUAAGCUAUGGAGCCUGUGAGCAGCACGCCACCUAAAAAUCCGUGG